UUUGUUUCACACAGCCGGGCCUUGCCCUGAUGCUUAACAUUUUCUUAAACAGAGAACAUGUAGCCAAACCCGAUGAAAAGUAAUCCGCAGUUUACUAAUACCUUACAUAUUAACGGUUUUUUUCUCCAGUAGAAAAUAGUACGCUCGUAUUUGAAUUAAGGUCAACCCUUGAAUUCGUAGUUCAUGUAUUACAAUUAGAAACAAACUUUCCUUGAAACAAAACGUGACAUUUUAAAAUGGUUUCGCCUGCUGUUUUUGCAAUCAAGUUACCAGGAGCCUUAGUGGGGAGUAACGAGCAGUGAAGAUCACUAAGCUAUAAAAGUUGGUAUUGUGUCGAAAAGGGGAGCUCCUUGAGAGCGUACACCUCGCCGAAUUAAAGACUGUUAUGGAGCAGCCACCUGGGAGCAGAGAUGAUCUACAGCCUCAAGACCUCUCCACAUCCAGCGUCCCCACUGUGAUUGACCUAACCAGGACGGGUGAGGAAUGCAUCCUCAACCCCACAUCUUUAGAUGCUCUGCGGAUGGUCAGGAGUCCCAGCUGGUAUCCAAACUCUGGGACCAGCAAUCCAGGUUUACCUUUCUCAGAGACCAACUCCUCUGACAUGACACUUCAAUCAGGGGAUCAAAUUCAACCAGAUAAUGCCUUCUCCCACACUACAGUCACCCUUUCCUAUGUGAGCAGGUCUCACGUAUUCCCCACUCACGACUCAGCGUCUCGACUUUCGUCUCUCUACAAUAUGCCUCCUAUUGGCAAGUUUGCCCUCCACCCUCCUUGUGACUCAGAUAAAGGGCUUGGGGAGACUGGCUAUACACUGAACCAGCAUUAUUUGGAGCAGGUUGAGGGCCCUGUGAACCUUGCCACUCAGGCAGAUCUUUUGCAGUCAUUGUCUCACACUCCAGUGCGACCGGAUCACACUGGGGCGGUAUGUCUCAUGCAAGAGCAUCACGAGGUUAAUGGAGAAGUCAUUUCCAGUGAUGGGGACAUGGAUACACAUGUACAAGGCAAAGAGGAGCAGGAAUACAGUCUUUCUCGGGUCAAUAGUAGCAGUAUGGAGAACGGUCAAGGUGAUAGCUUGUCGAGUUCAGGAGUAUGUGCAGAAUCCUCACCAGAGACUCUCACCCAUGUCACAGGGGAGGAUGAGGAGAGGGGGGGCUGUGAGGUGCUCUUUGUCCUAUCUAAGAAACAAGACUCAGUGGUGAUCCCGGACAAUGUGGGAGCUAGAGAUCUGUAUUCAGUGAGCAGGGAGUAUAGAAGCCCUCUAGAGGACCCUGUCUCCCCAUCCGCUGCCUCAUUGAACGAUGUAGAGGAUGUGUUCAUUUUGCCACAGGCCUCCAGCUCACCCAGUGGCAACAACUCUUUCUUAGAGACGACUGAGGAUGUUGUGUGGGGUGGCUUGAGUACAGAGGAGGACAUUCAGCCAGGCUUUGGCAUCAGUGAUAGUGCCAGAGGGUUGGAUUCAAGCAAUGAAAAUAAGCAGCCAGUCCACAGAUGGAAGGCAGUGAUAGAGCCUUUGAUUGACUUGACAGAUGUUUGUGUCUCAGAUGUUUCAGAAAUCAAACCUAAGACUGUCACUCCCCACAUGAACGGGAGUACAAAGGCACUACAGAGAACUUUAAAAGAAAAAAAACUGCCAAUGCUUUCUGGUAUGGGGACACGGUUAGAGACUGUAGUCAUGGACAUCAAUUCAAGCAGGUAUAAAGUGUCAGGAUGCAUACGUGCUAAUCAGAAAAUCAGUACUUCCCAGUCCACAGCUAGUGAUUUUAAGUUAGCAGGUCCUAAGAGGAAUGACACUUUGUCAGUUGUGAAAAGCAAAGGUAAAGUGAAAGCUUCAUCCUCAGUGCAAACAGCCAAACAAAAAGCAUUAACUCAAAUAAGAAAGGGUAAAGCUAGUAAUCUUAACAUUGAUAUUUGUAAAGAGUCUACCUCUGAUUCUGAAAUCCUUAGUAAUUCUGAAAAGUCGCAUAACAGCACACUUCCAAAAAGUCCUCAGUUAGCUGUGCCCAAGAGUUCAAAGAAAAAGCCACAAGAUCUUUCACCACACACCAGCCCCACAAAGUCGAAGAGGAUAUCCUCAUUAAUAUCGAGUCCUCUUUCUGUGCGCAAGAACUUGAAGAAGGAGCCAGAGCUUUUGUCUCACCCCGAUCUUUCUGUGGAAAUUCAUGUGGCAAAAAUUUCGUCACCACCAUCAAAAUCUCCAAAGAAAAGUCCAGGAAAAGCAAAAUGCAUCAAAACACAUCCCACUGCCAAGAAGGCAGCAGCCUGCACUCGCAAGAGGAGACAAAAGAAACGCAAAUGCAGCCAGUUGUCCUCCAUGUUUUCCCCCAAAGAGCCAGAGAUCAAACUGAAAUACGUCAACUAUAAGGAGGAGAAAAGGGACUUGAGGUUGGACAGUUUUUCUCCAUUCAUCCAUGUGGAGCAUCAGAAGUCAUUUCCAUCACGGUGUACUGUAGUCAACUACCCUGAAGAGGUAAGGACACAACACAAGAAGGGUCAGCAGCUGCAGGCUCACCCCAGUGGCUUUAUUUCUGCAAUUGUACCCAACACGUCUUGUCUCCAGCUGGGCCGAGCAUCCAUGCACAGCCAGCACCAACUCUUUCUUGUCUGCUGCCUCUGUGGGCAGGGGGCCAAUGCCAUGGAUUUGGGGGAUCUCCAUGGCCCCUACUACCCUGAGGGGUACCAGCCAAGCACCAAAACACCAGCCAGCAUAUCCGGCCUCAAGGAGGAUGAGGAGGACUACAGCGACUCUGACUCGUCGUCCUACAGUAUUAGAGGCAGGGGGAGAAAGUGUGCCAUUCCACUCACACAGUGGCCUCCCAGGCCAAGAGCUCAGCUCAAGCAGAAGGGCUUCAUCAAGAGCCACCUGUGGAGCAGUGACAGUAUGGGCAGCCCUGCAGCUAAGCGGGCUCGGUUAAACACCAGCUUUACAGAUGUGGCGGACUGGUACAGCCCCCCCAGGCUGCCUCUGGAUCCCUGUGAGUACUGGCUCCAUGAAGACUGCGGCAUCUGGUCUGCAGGAGUUUUCCUGGUGAAGGGCAAAGUCUACGGACUGGAGGAGGCUGUCAAGGUGGCCCAGGAGACGAUGUGUUCAGCAUGCCAUGAUCCAGGCGCUACACUGGGCUGCUUCUUCAAAAGCUGUCCCAACAAGUACCACUACAGGUGUGCUUUGGAGUCAGCAGACUGUGUCCUCAUUGAAGAAAACUUCUCCAUGAAGUGUAAAAAGCACAAGAACAAGACAUUCAAAGCCCCUCCUGGUAACAGAUGGGAUGACAGGUGACAAAGUUGGCAGAAACCUCAUGAGACUUUCACCCGCAACAUCCUGCAGGGUCUCUCCUUCUCCUUUUGCUGGUAACCAUGGCUACAGUGGACCAAGGUUUUUCUGACUGACAGCUAGCACCCAUAAACCUUAACUUUCACUCUCUGCACUGUUGACCCUUCCCCCAAGCACUGUGACUGGAGGAGUGCAGUCAGUCCAGUGUGAUGGUACUCAGACCCUGCUCUCACGUCAAGUAACAUGCUGAAUUUGCCAUUUGUCUAGUUAUUUAUAUGGAUUUUUGUUUCUGGAGUAAAUAUGAAUAACAAUCAAAUAUAUUUAAUUUUAUAAAGAAUUUGUCAUUAUUGAUUAUAUUUGGUUUAUUUAUUCCUGGAGUUUUCUUUUUGGCUUUUGACAUAGUUUUCAGAGAGGUUUGAUUGUGUGUUUAAGUUAUUGAUAAAGCAGUUUAAUGUCUAAACACCAAGCCAGUGGAGGAGCUGGUGUUAAUAAUGGGACAGAAAAAGGGCUGGAAGGUUAGGAAAUGAACUUACUGAACAAGGUACCUGAGUGGACGCUGCAUAGUAAACAUAACAUGGAUCACACAUGGCUUUACAUUUUGUUUCACACACACCCAUGCAAAAGUUUCUAAUUCAACCACAUGGCAAUUGUAUAACAAUUGAUUUUACUGAAGAACUGAACAGUGUGUGUUUGAGUGUAUUUCCCUCCCUGUGAGGGGUUUUUGCAGGAAGAACUUUGGAGUGGCACUGAACAUGUCUCGUCGUCUGCUCUCCUCAGUUUCACAGUUCACCCUGGGAACUUGCUAAGAGCUACAUGUGACGAUCAGGAUGAGGCCAUGUGAUUUUAUUUGGCUUAAUGCACUUUGGACUGCCAGAAUUCAAAUGUGCCCAUGUUGUGUUCGUCCGCACAGUCUUCUGCAUCUUAAUGGAAUCUCAGUAUGGUUAGCUGUGUGCCCUGUUAAGGGAUGAUGAGUUCAAGCAGGUUUAGUUGUCUCAUUUCAGUGUAACUCAUCAUCUGUUUACUUAGAUUUCUUCUCUGCUAGAGUUUCAUCAUCUCAACUUGCCUGUUUUGCACUUACAGAACCACUUGGCUUUAAGAAGGUUGUAUGUUUGCAGGACAUGUCUCUGUACUGAUGCUGAGAAUCUUUGGUUUACAUCAGUGUUAAUUUCAGUGGGCCAUGCUAGAAUUAACAUUCUGAUCUGAUCUACUGCAGUUUUAUUUAUUUAUUAAGUAGUGCAUUUCCAACAGAACCUUUCUGAAAAGCCUUAUCUGGAACACAAGAGGUAGUGUUCCUGUUCUCUCUAGUUUCAAAGACAAGUCAGUGAAUGUACAUCAUGUUCCUUUGAACAUCCUGAGGACUGAAGGCAGCUUGCAUGCACUUUUCUGCUGCAGAUGUAGUUGUUGAUACCUGGAGCAUGGCAAGCCAGUUCCAGUGAACCCCCCUGACCACGCAGGUACACACCAACCCCCUGGGACUUGAGAUUAGUUCCCAGUGUAUUAGUACCUGUUGAAUGAGGUGUGUAGGCCUGGUCUGCAGCCUGUCAGCCUGACUAUGUUCUGUGUGAUUGGUCUUGGUGGACUGUAAUGUGGCCAUAGCAGCAUUAGGGGCAGCGUUGGGUUGUCUUGAGACGAGCGUGUGAGAGCCACAGCUGGAUGUGUAUGGAUAUCCACACAGAGGAAGGCUUCAUCUGCUUAUUCUCUCACCAGCAGCAGCAGGACACACCACACACACCCAAAUCUCCUUAUCCUGGAAAGCUUUCAUUUGUGCCAUUGUUGUUUUCUGUAUUUUAUAAUUUCACGCAGUGAAAUGAACAGUUUUUAAAGAGCAGGUAUAUCAGCAUGCCUGACAUUUUCACAGCUGUUUGUUAAAAUUAAAAACAUUGGUUUACAUUCUAACAAAUACAGCUUUUGGUGUAUGUUUUAUUCUUGCAAAAUAUUUGGAUUUUUAAGCAUAUUUUGUCUGCAUGUUGAUCUCAGGGCUGGAACUCAGAAUUCUAAUGAUCCAAGUUGUAUUUUAUGAUUUUGUUUCUCUCUCUCUCUCUCCUUUCUGUUUUCUGUGUUAACCCCACACUGACUGGAGCAAUGACACGUAGCAGGAUGUGUUCAAAUGCAAACCUUUCUGUUUAGGUACACACUACCUGUCACAUUCCAAUUCCACCGGUCUGUCAGUGCUGUGGUGUUUUUAGGUUUACUGCCAACUCAUCACCCUAUUUCAUUGUCUUCAUUAAAUAGCAACUUUUUGUACCAUCUCACUCCUCUUGUAACAUCAGAGGUAAAGUUAUUGUCAAAAAUAAAUAUUUUGUUCAACGUU
Molecule: messenger RNA, 5579 nt
Organism: Monopterus albus (swamp eel)
Lineage: Eukaryota; Metazoa; Chordata; Actinopteri; Synbranchiformes; Synbranchidae
Product: transcription factor 20
Exons: 6
Coding region: 386-3274 (962 amino acids)
Biological process (GO): regulation of transcription by RNA polymerase II
Cellular component (GO): nucleus
Source: RefSeq, a predicted model, not a curated record